Molecule: messenger RNA, 1510 nt
Organism: Cryptomeria japonica (Japanese cedar)
Lineage: Eukaryota; Viridiplantae; Streptophyta; Pinopsida; Cupressales; Cupressaceae
Product: autophagy-related protein 3
Exons: 9
Coding region: 198-1139 (313 amino acids)
Biological process (GO): autophagy of mitochondrion; autophagosome assembly; nucleophagy
Cellular component (GO): cytosol; cytoplasmic ubiquitin ligase complex
Molecular function (GO): Atg8-family ligase activity
Source: RefSeq, a predicted model, not a curated record
AGAUAGAAGAAAUCACACGCAUUCCUGAAUGCUGGGCGGAAGGCGCCAAGAAAAGAGUCUCCCGCGGUAAAAAGAAAGUGAUUAAAUAUAAUAUACGAAUGUUUUGUGUUCAUUUCCACGAAAGUAAAGGCAGACGAAGCAUAAAGGGCGAGAGGUUAUGAGAGAAUUGGGAGGAAGGGAUCGUGUUGGAGAGAAAAAUGGUGCUGUCGCAGAAAAUUCACUCGGCAUUUAAGGGAGCGGUAGAAAGAAUUACAGGGCCUCGUACAGUUUCGGCUUUCAAAGAGAAGGGCGUUCUUUCUGUGGAUGAAUUCGUCCAGGCGGGAGACAAUUUGGUCGCCAAAUGCCCUACCUGGUCUUGGGAAUCAGGUGAUCCAAGUAGAAGGAAGCCAUUCUUACCACCUGGCAAGCAGUAUUUAAUAACUAGAAAUGUACCAUGUGUACGAAGAGCUAGUGCAAUAGAAGAGGACUACGAGGCUACUGGAGGAGAGUAUAUGCUUGAUGAUGAAGAGGAUGAAGGGUGGUUAGCAACUCAUGGUGCUCCUAAAGAUAACACGAAUGACGAGGAUAAUGUACCUUCAAUGGAUUCAUUAGAAAUACAGGAAAAGACUAAAAUUCGUCCUAUUUCUUCAUACUUUGGGGCUGAUGAAGAAGAAGAUAUCCCUGACAUGGAGGAGUAUGAAGAAUCUAACAAUGUGGCUGAUAAUGAUGUGGCAACAUUACAACCUGUUUAUAUGAUUGCUAACGAACCAGAUGAUGACAAUAUCCUUCGCACACGAACAUAUGACGUGAGCAUCACAUAUGACAAAUAUUACCAGACUCCAAGAGUAUGGCUUACAGGAUAUGAUGAGUCACGCAUGCUUUUGCGGCCAGAACUGGUGCUGGAUGAUGUCAGUCAAGAUCAUGCCCACAAAACAGUCACCAUUGAGGAUCAUCCUCACGUGGCUGGAAAGCACGCUUCUAUACACCCUUGCCGUCAUGGGGCUGUUAUGAAGAAAAUAAUAGAUGUGCUAAUGUCCAAUGGAGUUGAGCCAGAAGUUGACAAGUACCUAUUUAUCUUUUUGAAAUUCUUGGCAUCAGUUAUCCCCACAAUUGAGUAUGAUUACACGUUAGACUUCGAUUUGGGUGGCGCCCAAACAUGAUUGAAGGUGGAAACACUUCACUUGAGCAGAGUGGAUGGUUUAGCAAAGUUCUAAGUAUCUGGAUUGCAUGAUCAGCUAUAAAGCUCUCGCAUAGCAUCAGUAAAGGUGGAUGCUAUAAAUAUACUCAACUGAGCGGCUGGUGUUCAAUUACAUAAUCUCUAUGCCAGGGUUCAGAUGCUCAUCCGUAAAGCUGUUUCAAGUGCCAUUGAUGUCUGUAUAUGUAUCUAAUGUACGAGGAAAAUUGGUAUGAUUUAUUCAUUCUACAGGCUGAAACCUACUGUCCAUAGUACUGCAUUCUGAAUGGAAAUUGUGAAGAUUAUUUUCUGACAAUGUCAAUGCAUGUAAAUACAAAAUGGUUUAUGGUUGCAAUA